Molecule: messenger RNA, 157 nt
Organism: Ilex paraguariensis (yerba mate)
Lineage: Eukaryota; Viridiplantae; Streptophyta; Magnoliopsida; Aquifoliales; Aquifoliaceae
Source: the annotation of a GenBank genome assembly
AGCUGACACCCGGUCCCGAUCAUUGCAGCUCUACCAGCAGAGGCCUGGCCAUUUUGGCGAAAGAGAUACUUCACGUGAUCGUAUUAAAUCAGGACCGUGCAAUCUACUUUUUCGGCAAACCAGGGCAGUUUUCAUGGGCCCAGGCACACGUGAUUAG